This is a messenger RNA of Mytilus trossulus (common blue mussel), 2877 nucleotides long. RefSeq names its product solute carrier family 23 member 1-like. The coding region runs from base 7 to 1926 and encodes 639 amino acids. Gene Ontology annotation, molecular function: transmembrane transporter activity. The transcript has 12 exons. Lineage: Eukaryota; Metazoa; Mollusca; Bivalvia; Mytilida; Mytilidae. Gene Ontology annotation, cellular component: membrane. Gene Ontology annotation, biological process: transmembrane transport. The record is from RefSeq and is a predicted model, not a curated record.
GUAAAUAUGGAUGCUUCUAUGGAGUGUGUCCGUCGUUUGUCGACUAAAAACGAUAUUCUUGAUAGAAUGGAUGUUGGAAAGCCUGAAAUUGUAAAAGAUGACAAAGACAUCUUAGGAAAGAAACCAUCUAUUGCUGAACAAAAGACACAGAAGCAAAAUGUAGGAAAUGAAAAGAUUGAGAUAGAAAUAGAAGACAAUAGCUGGAAAUUGUUAUAUAAAGUCAGCGAUUCUCCACCAUUUUAUAUGACGGUGCUGUUUGCUCUGCAGCAAACAUUAAUGGUUUUACCGUUCUGUGUGAUGUCGGCCAUUAUGGUAGCCCAGUCAGUAUGCGCAGAGGAUGACAACGAUCUCAAAACACAACUCUUAUCAACAACAAUUUUCUUAUCGGCUGUCUGUACAUUUCUUCAAACAACAUUUGGAGUGAGAUUACCGGUAUAUCAAGGUCCUACUCCAGCCUAUAUUGUGCCACUUUUAGUGAUAUCAGGGUUACCAGACUGGAAGUGUGAACCAAUGUGGAACAAAGUUAUCUUCAAUGCAACGACAGGAGAAAACUUUACCACAGAUGAACCCGACAUAGUUGGUUAUCGUGAGAAAAUAGCAUUACCGAAGUUACGUGUGAUGCAAGGAAGCUUGAUACUAGCUGGAGGACUACACAUGAUGAUAGGUUUGACUGGUUUAGUUGGUGUGUUGCUAAACGUUGUAGGACCACUUACAGUUGUACCGACACUGGUUCUAUUAGGCAUAGAAUUGAAUGGAGUUAUGAAUACAUUUUGUGAACCCCAUUGGGGUGUGUCAGCAGGAACUUGUUUGAUUUCCAUAAUUCUUGCUGUAUACCUGAAUGGAUGGAAUAUGCCACUGCCAAUGUAUACAAGAGGACGAGGAUUUCACAUUAUAAGAUAUCCUCUGCAACAGGUUUUAGCGAUCUUAUUUGCAAUACUUAUUGGUUGGAGUAUAUGUGGUAUAUUGACAUACGCAGGCGCACUGACCUCUGAUCCAAAUGACAAGCAGUAUAAAACUAGGACUGACUUUGGAGCUGAAACCAUAGAAAGGACGCCAUGGGCGACUAUACCAUAUCCCGGUCAAUUUGGAAGUUCAGAAUUCAACACUGGAAUAUUUCUAGCUUUUUUCUUAGCUACAUUAUUGUCAGUCAUUGAAUCUAUUGCUGAUUAUUACGCAUGUGCGAGAUUGUCUCAUCUUCCGCCUCCGCCAUUAUCUGCUAUGAACAGAGGAAUAAUGAUGGAGGGGUUCAUGUCCAUGAUAGCAGGAUUCUUUGGAGCAGGACAUGGCACAACUACAUACAGCAACAAUAUAGGACUCAUUGGUAUGACUAGGGUUGCCAGUAGGAGGGUUUUCCAGAUGUUAGGCAUACAGCUAGUAAUGUGUGCUGUCAUUGGUAAACUGGGUGCAGUUUUUGUUACCAUACCAUAUCCUGUUUUAGGUGGAUCAAGUAUCUUAAGUUUUGGACUUUUUAUUGGAAUUAUGUUGUCGUACCUACAGUUUGUAGAUAUAAACUCAACCAGAAACAUGGCUGUCGUUGGUGUAUCAUUGUUGACCGGUCUCAUGGUGCCAAAUUGGGUGAAAGAGAAUUCAACUACUAUAAAGACAGGCAGUGAUGAAUUCGACAAACUUCUUAUAAUGACUCUUACGAACCCCUCAUUCUUUGGGGGUUUCGUAGCUUUCAUUCUUGACAACACUCUGAAAGGAACUAAACGAGAGCGCGGGUUAGCUGCUUGGGCACUAGGAGAAAGUCAAUCAGUUGAUACACAGUCUAAGAUAGAGGAAGAUUUAGAUGUUUACGAAAUACCAAUAUUUACAAAAUAUUUAGAUAAAAUACCUUGUAUGAAAUAUCUACCGAUAUUUCCGACAUACACACCAGAAAAUUAUAGAUGCAGAAAGCAAUUAACUUCAGAAAAAGAAAAGCAAUAACAUUGAAAUGUCUUAUCUUAUUACAUUCUGCAAAUGUACUGAUUCGGAAUUAGAUUAAUUCAUAUAUAUAUUUAAAGCAUAUACAUGAUGUAACUGCUAUGAUGUAAUCACCUCUUUUUGUCACUUAAGGUUAAUCGGGUAUAUUUCAGGAAUCCUCGAUCUUCGAUUAUAAAAUAGAUAGAAAGUAAAUCGGGUUUAUUUAUAAAGGAAUGUGUAGAAAGUUUACCAAUUUGUUCAGUAUCAAGAAAAUGAGUCCCGUAACCCAAAUUUUCUGAAGGGGCAUUAUAAGACCUAUAUUUUUUUAUUUUAUCUAUUUUUAUCUAAAAAUAUUAACCUUUUUGUUUACGUCUUUUAUUGAUUUUUUUGUGCAUGCUUAUUUGAUUUAUUUAGUCAAUUGUAUUGUAUGUUGAAAUAGUUUUCGCUGCUAAAUUCAAAAAAGAAAAUGUGGCUUGAUUGCCUAUGAGAACAACUCCCCAGAAAAGACCAAAUGACUAUUAUGUCUAUUUGUUUGCUCUACUAAUUGUGUCAAUCUCAAAUGUUAAAGUUCGCUGCUUCGUUUGGAUUUAUAUACUAGAUAAAGUAUUUAGCAUUGUAAUAGAAGAACGUUCGAAUUUACUUGACCGACACUUCACAAAAUGACAGCGUUUUUAUAUUUUUAACUUCUUUAUGUAUAAUGGAGCUCAAAAUACAAUCUUUGUGUUUUUACUACAGAAUAAGUAUGGCGACACUAAAAACGAAUUUUAUGAUAAUUUGGUCUUCUUUAACCUCUUAUCUUGAUAUUUGUGUCUUGACCAUCAAUAAAAUACGCUUGUUACGAAAAAGGAACCAAUCUUUACUGAAUUCACUGUUUAUUAGCUUCAUGUGUAUAUUUUGACGUUAAAAAAACGUUAUGACGUAUUUCGGAAAGGUAAUCCUAAACACAAUAAGAAAAAUGCGGAUUUUUUUCGGGGG